This is a messenger RNA of Penicillium canescens, 1332 nucleotides long. Its product is annotated as peroxidase family protein. Gene Ontology annotation, molecular function: peroxidase activity. NCBI's taxonomy places the organism in Eukaryota, Fungi, Ascomycota, Eurotiomycetes, Eurotiales, Aspergillaceae. The record is from RefSeq and is a predicted model, not a curated record. The transcript is spliced from 6 exons. The coding region runs from base 1 to 1332 and encodes 443 amino acids.
AUGCGCGUCUUCACUCAAGGGCAGUUGCUCUGGUCGUUCUCACUUCUGAGCCUUGUGGCAGGAUUCCCGGGAGCAGAUACCCAUGGUGGUAAUUUGGCCCACCGAGGAUCACACAAACGAUGCCCAUAUGCCCCAAGCCAGGAACAGGCAAGGCCAGAACAUGACAAGCGGUUUCUUUUUGAUUUGAUGGAUUCACCUGUUGUUGUCACUGGGGAACAUGCCUUCCAACCACCGAACUUUGAGAAUGGUGACCAGCGCGGUCCUUGUCCAGGUCUCAACGCGCUUGCCAACCAUGGCUAUAUCCCACGAAACGGUGUGGUGCCAUUUGCGAAAGUCAUUUCAGCGAUCAAUGAGGUUUACGGCAUGGGUGUCGAUCUAGCUACUGUCCUUGCAAUCAUGGGCACCGUCUGGACAGGAGAUCCGCUGUCCUUAGAUCCGAGCUUCUCCAUCGGUGGCCGCGAUACAGGCGUCAACAACCUCUUGAACAAUUUAGGUGGCAUUCUAGGUGAUCCCCAAGGCCUGAUUGGGUCACACAACUUUAUCGAAGCAGACUCCUCCAACACGCGGGACGACCUCUAUGUGACAGGAAACAACUACGCACUUAACAUGGAGAAGUUUAUGUCUUGGUAUAACAUGUCAACCGACGGUACAUUUGAUAUGGAUCUGAUGGCCAAGCGUGCAAAGAACCGCUUUGAAGAAACCAUCCAAACGAAUCCCGACUUUUACUACGGACCGGUUACUGGCCUUAUUGCGCGCAAUGCUGGUUAUAUCUUUCCAGGCCGACUGUUCCGGAACCACUCGCGUGAGAAUCCCGAAGGAGUAUUGACCAAGAGCCAUAUCCGGAACUUCUACGGCAUUUACGGGGAAGAACAUAAUUUGACAUACCGCGAAGGAUGGGAAAGAAUCCCUGAGAAUUGGUACAAGUCUCCCGUAGACUAUGGCCUUAUCCAACUCAAUCUGGAUACAAUUGACUGGCUUGUAAAGUACCCAGAGCUUGGAAGCGUUGGAGGCAACACUGGCACCGUGAACAGCUUUGCUGGGCUUGAUCCAGCAGAUCUGACUGGCGGUGUGCUCAGCUUGGCCACCCUCCUAGAGGGUAACAAUCUGCUUUGCUUUGUGUUCGAAGUGCUGAAAUUCGCUAGCCCCAACGCACUUUCUGGGCUAUAUGGGACCAUUGCUGAGCCGCUGGAAUUUGUCACCAACAUUCUCGCUGUUCCUUUGCUGAAUGUGACUUGCCCUGCGUUCCAGGAUCUUCAAAUGGGAGGCAAGCCAAUUUGGGAAGCACUUCAAGACGACUUCCCUGGUGCUAUGAAAAGCAACCGUGCUUUUUGA